Drosophila mojavensis is the source of this 3744-nucleotide messenger RNA. RefSeq names its product potassium voltage-gated channel protein Shaker (gene shaker). Gene Ontology annotation, molecular function: delayed rectifier potassium channel activity; protein binding. NCBI's taxonomy places the organism in Eukaryota, Metazoa, Arthropoda, Insecta, Diptera, Drosophilidae. The coding region runs from base 57 to 3185 and encodes 1042 amino acids. Gene Ontology annotation, biological process: potassium ion transmembrane transport; protein homooligomerization. The transcript has 12 exons. The record is from RefSeq and is a predicted model, not a curated record. Gene Ontology annotation, cellular component: membrane; voltage-gated potassium channel complex.
AAUAAAAGUGAAAAGCUCAAAAUUUUGCAUCAAUUGGUUUCAACAAACGCGCAACAAUGAGUGCAAGCAACGGCAACAACAACAGCAACAACAACAGCAACAGCAACAGCAACGGCAACAGCAAUGGCAAUAGCAAUGGGAAUGGCCAUGAGCGAGAGCAGCAGCCACAGCCACAGCCACAGCCACAGCCACGAGCACGAGCAACAGCAACAGCAGCAACUGCAACUACUGCCAGCAACACGCGUCAAUUUGUGGAUAUUGCAACAGCAACAACAAUAACAACAUCAACGUCUGUCAUGCCGCGCCCUGCCACAGCGCCGGAGCGUGGCAGACGCACCAGCAGCAGCAGCAGCAGCAACAACAACAACAUCAACAAUAACAAUUACAGCAACAACAUCAGCUUGCCAGCCAGCAGCAACAGCAACAGCAACAGCAACAGCAACAACAAUCAAAAGCAACAGCAUCAGGCCAGCAACAACAAUCACAACAACAGCGAGAGCAGCAACAGCAGCAGCUUGAUGGUCAGCGGCAUCAGCAACAACAACACGGCAGCAACAAUAUCGCACAGCAGCAACACGAACAGCAGCAGCAACAGCAACAGCAACAACAAUCACAUCUAUGUGAAUCCGCAUAGCUAUGACAGCAACAGCACCACCGGCAGCGGCAACAUCAGUGGCUCGACGGCAAUCAUGCUGCCGCUGCCGCUGACGCUGCAACUGCUGCCCGACCAGAGCAAUGCGAGCAGCAGCAGCAAUGGCCUCAGCCUGGGCGCCAUCAGUCGGCCGGGGACAACGACAACGCUCAGCACCCUGAAUACAUAUCUGUUUCCGUGUGGUGCCGACUCGGCGGGCACCAUCGGCGGCGGCACCUUCAACGGCAGCGCCAGCUGCGAUCUGGACAGCAACUUCAGCCAAAUGGUGGCUGGCGGCAGCGAGGCGGGCAGCUCCACGGCGCACAGUCCCUGCCCCAUGGCAUUUGCGGCGGGUGGUGCAGCGGCCGGCGGCGGCGCGGCCGGUGCGGCGGGUGGUGCGCUGGGACUGGCUGUCAACUUUGGUGGCUUCAUCAAUAAGCGGCGCAUACGCAAGCUGUUUGGCGUCGGCGGCUCAGCGAACGGCGACGGCUUUGGGCCCUACGGCUCCGCGUUGCGGCGCCGCAGCUCGCAGCUGGUGCAGUUCCACAAGAAGAAGCAGCAGAUGGAGCAGCUCGAGCAGCAGCAGCGCAUUGCCACGGUGGCCUCGGCGAACGCGGCGUUUCUGGAGAAGCGCGAACAGCAACAGCUACAGCUGCAGCAGCAGCAACAGCAGCUACAGCUGCAACAGCAGCAGCAACAGCCAGCGAUUUUGCUGCUGCAGCCGCAGCCCGAGAAGAAGAAGAAGAAGCCGCCAGGACCGCCCCCACAGGUGCGCCAGCAGGCAUCGCGCACCAUGGACGAUCCGCUAAUGAAUCGGCCGCGCAAGAGCACGCCGGCAUCUGGCAAGAAGAAGGACAAGGACAAGGAGAAGGACUUCUACAAGGACUAUGGCUAUGAGAAGUCUUUGCCCAAAUUGAGCAGUCAAGACGAAGAAGGGGGGGCUGGUCAUGGCUUUGGUGGCGGACCACAACACUUUGAACCCAUUCCUCACGAUCAUGAUUUCUGCGAGAGAGUCGUUAUAAAUGUAAGCGGGUUAAGGUUUGAAACACAACUGCGUACGCUAAAUCAGUUCCCGGACACACUGCUUGGGGAUCCAGCUCGAAGAUUACGGUACUUUGACCCGCUUAGAAAUGAAUAUUUUUUUGACCGUAGUCGUCCGAGCUUCGAUGCGAUUUUAUACUAUUAUCAGAGUGGUGGCCGACUACGGAGACCGGUCAAUGUCCCUUUAGACGUAUUUAGUGAAGAAAUAAAAUUUUAUGAAUUAGGUGAUCAAGCAAUUAAUAAAUUCAGAGAGGAUGAAGGCUUUAUUAAAGAGGAAGAAAGACCAUUACCGGAUAAUGAGAAACAAAGAAAAGUCUGGCUGCUCUUUGAGUACCCAGAGAGCUCGCAAGCCGCCAGAGUUGUAGCCAUAAUUAGUGUAUUUGUUAUAUUGCUAUCAAUUGUUAUAUUUUGUCUAGAAACAUUACCCGAAUUUAAGCAUUACAAGGUGUUCAAUACAACAACAAAUGGCACAAAAAUCGAGGAGGACGAGGUGCCUGACAUCACAGAUCCUUUCUUCCUUAUAGAAACGUUAUGUAUUAUUUGGUUUACAUUUGAACUAACUGUCAGGUUCCUCGCAUGUCCGAACAAAUUAAAUUUCUGCAGGGAUGUCAUGAAUGUUAUCGACAUAAUCGCCAUCAUUCCGUACUUUAUAACACUAGCGACUGUCGUUGCCGAAGAGGAGGAUACGUUAAAUCUUCCAAAAGCGCCAGUCAGUCCACAGGACAAGUCAUCGAAUCAGGCUAUGUCCUUGGCAAUAUUACGAGUGAUACGAUUAGUUCGAGUAUUUCGAAUAUUUAAGUUAUCUAGGCAUUCGAAGGGUUUACAAAUAUUAGGACGAACUCUGAAAGCCUCAAUGCGGGAAUUAGGUUUACUUAUAUUUUUCUUAUUUAUAGGCGUUGUACUAUUCUCAUCGGCCGUUUAUUUCGCGGAGGCUGGCAGCGAAAGUUCCUUUUUCAAGUCCAUACCCGACGGAUUCUGGUGGGCCGUGGUGACCAUGACUACGGUGGGAUAUGGUGAUAUGAGGCCCGUCGGCUUCUGGGGCAAAAUUGUCGGCUCUUUGUGCGUGAUCGCUGGUGUGCUGACAAUCGCACUGCCGGUACCGGUUAUCGUCAGUAAUUUCAAUUACUUCUAUCACCGCGAAACGGAUCAGGAGGAGAUGCAGAGCCAAAAUUUCAACCACGUUACAAGUUGUUCAUAUUUACCUGGUGCACUAGGUCAACAUUUGAAAAAAUCCUCACUCUCCGAAUCGUCAUCGGACAUUAUGGAUUUGGAUGAUGGCAUUGAUGCAACCACGCCAGGUCUGACUGAUCAUACGGGCCGCCACAUGGUGCCAUUUCUGAGAACGCAGCAAUCGUUUGAAAAGCAACAGCUGCAGCUGCAACUGCAGCAGCAGCAGCAGGGACUCCAGCCGGGACAGCAGCAGCAGCUCGGCCAGAACGGCCUGAGGAGCACUAACAGCUUACAGUUAAGGCAUAAUAACGCAAUGGCCGUCAGUAUUGAGACCGACGUCUGACUACUAGUCAAACAAAUGGAAAGCAGACGAAACUUGCGCAGUGAAAUGUUACGUUGGAUGCCAGAAACGUCAUCAAAAGCAGUCUAAUUUAGAAUUUUAUUAAUGAAUAAAUAUUAAAGUAAUAAUAAUAAUUAUAAUUAUAAUUAUAAUAAUAAUGAUUAUAAUAAGCAGCGUAGUUGUAAAUUAAACAGCAAAUUGUAGAACAGACUACACUUAAACACACAUACACACACAUACACACACACACACAUACACACACACACACACACACACACACACACACACACACACACACACACACACACGCACGCACAUUUAGUGCAGCGGCUUGAUAAAGAUAAAGUAGCUACAAGUCGAAAUAGCGUUAGUCUUUUUUUAAUAAAUUCAAAUUCGGCAGCCACAAUUUACACAGCUGCUCAACGAACACCAACACACACACACACACAAACACAAAACAGAUAUAUGAAAUACUUAUACCUAUGUUCAAAUUUAGCAAUUAAUGAACUAACAAUCGUUAUAGUCAAACAAGCAAACAAAACAAAAUGAAGAGAAUGCAGAG